AUGCACCCUAAAAUCAGCGAGAUUGCCUUUGAUGACUUUCUGGAGCGGUUCAUGCCCGGUCCGGAUAUGCCAGCUAAGUGGGCGAAGGAGAUCCCUGGUAUGAGUACUACGGUGCUAAUGGAGACAAAAGAGACCAAUAUCUGUGAUGAACUGUGCAAGGUCGCACAGCCAAUCUUCGAUCAUUGUCCUCACGGAGACAAGUUGGCGGCAAAGAACACGAGCCACACUCCUGACGACAGCCAUUGUGAAGACUAUAGCGAGAAGUUGAAGGUUGAUGUUUCAUUCUACCCCGUAGACGACGACGCGAAGGGUGACUACACCCGCCCCGAGUUGACAGGCUCGCAUGCGGCCACUCGCUGGGCGUGGAUCUCAUUGCUGGUGGAGGUCAAGACAGCUCAAAAGCACUGCGCAUUCGACUUUGAGGAUGAGAAAGUCGAGAAGAAGGAUGUCGGACGCAAGAAGGCGGUGGACGGAGGCGAGGAUGGCGGCGGCGAUGCUGAACACCGUGAUGGCCCUCAGGAAUCUGCUGCGGUAGGUAGGGGCCAGGGGCACGCUACAGACGACGGUGACCCGCCGACCCCGAGGCCUUUUGUUCGUACUGGCGAAGCGGCAGAAAGAGCACUCGGGUGCAUGGGCAAGUACAUCGCGAAGCUGCUCAGGCGGCAGCACCGGCUGCACAUCUUCACCCUCUAUGUCUUCAAGGGACAGGUUCGUGUUCUUCGCUCGGACCGAGCCGGUACUAUCGUCUCGACGCCGGUCAACUUCGAGGCGGAUCCAUCGUUGCUGCACAAGGUCCUGUGGCGAUAUGCUUGCAUGAAUCAAGUAGAGCGUGGCUUCGAUCCGACAGUGACCAGGGCGACGGUCGAGGAGAUAGAAGCCAUGAGAUCCUGUCCAGCGAUGAACAAUGCGGCCGGGGCCUACCGCGACGCCGCACUGGAUCAGCCCGGAUGGCCAGUCUACAAGAUAACGAUGCGACGCGGAGACUUGAUCGACCAGCGGAGCAUGCAACCGAUCGCUGAUGAAUUCUACGAACCCGAAGAACUGAGCAUACCGGAGGAUCGUGUGGGGACUUCGGACGAGGUGUGCUUCAUCGUCGGUAAGCAUCGUUCUGCCACGAAUUCCCCGGCCGGGCGAGGUAUGAGAGGCUACAUCGCCUACGACGUGUCGCGUCGACGGCUGGUCUUCUUGAAAGACUAUUGGCGACCAUGUAUCAAGAGCUCACUGUUCGAGGGGGAGGUGUUGCAUUCGCUGAGGAGUGUGGGAGUGCGAUACGUCCCAACGCCUCUGGCUGCCGGGAUCGUGCAGGAUGAGAUGGGCGUCCAGGAGACGUGUACACAGGAUUUCUUGCCGGUGGAUGAGAGGACGGGGUGUUAUGCGCCGAGGCAAGAGCACUAUCGUCUCGUCGUGAAGGAGAUUGGUGAACCACUUGAAGAACACAAAAGUCCAUACGAACUCGUCAAGGUGAUAUGGCAUGCGCUCUACGGGCACAGACAGGCAUGGGAGCUGAAGGAACUUCUUCAUAGAGACAUCAGUGCCGGCAACAUUCUCAUCCUCCGCUACAUCGACAAGAACGGUAAGAUGCAGUCUAUCGGCAUCCUUAUCGAUUGGGACCUAUGCAAGGAUAAGAAGUAUCUCGAGACGGUGUUACGUCCAUCUCGCGCGGGUACAUGGCAGUUCAUGUCUGCCCGGCUACUCCGCAAUCCGGGGAAGAGACACGAGGUCGCGGAUGAUCUAGAAUCAUCCAUUCAUGUCCUCCACUGGAUAUUAUUCCGCUUCGUCGAGCACAGCUUGACGGGUAUUGCAAAUAUACUCAAAUCGCGCAUACUAUGCGUUUACGAGGAGCAAGGUUUCCAGAAGGAUGACCAAUACAAGGCAGAGAUCGGCGGCGCACAGAAGCUCGAGUCCAUACGUAGCGGCAGACCAGCCAUCGAAGUCGACCGGGGCACUCCACUGGGCAGACUUCUCCAACGCCUCGCUACACUUUGCCAACAACACUACUACGCGGUUGAGCCUGUCAUCAGCUCCAAGUCCAAGUCGAGCAGUGCCCUGGCAGGAGCCCGACCGGUUUCCCAUGAAGCACUGCCCAACUUGAGGAACCGUUUUAACAACGACAUUGUGCGAAACAGGACGCUGGCAGCACCUAAAGUCGAUGCCUACGAAGCGCUGUCGAAUCACGUGGAGGUGUUCGGAGCUUUCUGGGAUGCUCUCUGCGAGCCAUUGGAGGAGUGGGCGAAAGUCACUCGAACCGACGAUCAAUUCGACGAGCCUGAGUUCCGGAGUUCUGACGUUUCUCAGUACAGCGACGCGUGCUCCAGCCAGCGGUCGUCGAGAUCGAGGCGGUCGCUCGAAAGCGAAUCGGUGGACACGGAGCGGGCUGGGCGUUUCAAACGAGCGAGGACUACGACCACGGGGCUUCAGUCAUCGACAGAGGAAUCUGUAGUCGCGCGCGACGAAGCUUAG
Rhodofomes roseus is the source of this 2460-nucleotide messenger RNA. RefSeq lists its product as uncharacterized. Gene Ontology annotation, molecular function: protein kinase activity. NCBI's taxonomy places the organism in Eukaryota, Fungi, Basidiomycota, Agaricomycetes, Polyporales, Fomitopsidaceae. The coding region runs from base 1 to 2460 and encodes 819 amino acids. The record is from RefSeq and is a predicted model, not a curated record. The transcript has 4 exons. Gene Ontology annotation, biological process: protein phosphorylation.